GGAUACCAGUGCAUAAAAUUAAGAAAUAAGUGAAGUACAUAAAGACGAAAGUUCAGACUUCUGUUACGUGGCAUUCAGUUUAAAACAAAAAAUAAAUAUUGAAGUUCGUCUGAUUGUUCCUGUAUAUCAAAUAUACAAAUAAGUUUGACACCAAGGCGACCUUUAAAUAUCAACUGGAAAAAGUUACAAUAUAUCCGUUAACAAUCAUGAUAAAAAUAGCAAUAAUCUGCUUACUAAUUUCCAUGAUCAGAAGCGAAAGGUGUUCCUUUAGUUCUGAAGAGAUGAAUCAAUUGAAAAAUCAUUACGAAAAAGCGGAAAAGAAAAUGGAAGAAGCAACUCAAAGUCAAAGUGAAAAUGCGGCAAUUAUCCUAGGCUACAGAAGAAGUGGCAAAAGUACACUAAUUAAUUACUUAUUGGAAAAUAAUAACUUGCAAGAACAAGAAACUACAAUUCCGUUAAAAAUAAGCUCAACAAGGCAAGAAUUAAUGAAUUUGGACAUCUGGGAUACUGCUGAAUUUUCGGACAAUGAAAAUAAAAUGCAAAUAUUAAUCAAUUCCUUUCAUCUCUAUCAUUUGACGAAAAAAGUAGAAAAUCUAAAAUUUAUUUUAGCUAUCAACUUUAGUGACAUUAAAUAUGACUAUCCUGAAAAUAUGAUAAAUCUCUUAAAUAUUUUGGAUGAAUACUUGAAUGGCUGCUAUAAAGAUAUUUUUCCAAGCAUAUCAAUAAUUAUCACAGAAGCACCCCUCGAAGUUAAUCGUUUUACGGUCAAUUCUGAUUACAUAAAAUAUAAAUUAGACAGGAAUCUCUUGUCAAAUUCGUAUAUAUCCGAUGAUUCAAAAUCUUUAAUACAGGAUAUAAUGAGUAAUAUCAAUCGUGUAGCCUUCCUCAGGCAAUCGCAAUCUGAUCAGAAUCCUUCUCCUAAUACCAAUGAUGAUAUUAUUCAAGCUAUUAAAACCUGCAAGAGCGUAACCAAAUCAUCUCACCAGAACAUCAGUUUCCCAAUUUCAGCACAAUUAAAAAAUUGCCUGCAAAACACCAAUGAAGAAUUGAUGCCCAUGAGUCAACUUCUUGAAUUAGGGGAAAAAAUCUUUGACAUGUUCAAGGAAAACAACAAUAGUUUUUGUCAAACGAACGAUACAAGUACUUUAAACGAAAAUAAAGCCAAAUUGGAGAAUAUCUACAAAAGUAUCAAUGCUUCUUCAACAGAUAAUUCUGAUGCACUGGCUAAACUUGAACUUCUAAAAAAGAGUCAUGAUACUAUUAAAACCUUCAUUGAGGAAAAAAGUUUAGAGUCUAAAAUAAGCCAUACUAAAUUUAUUGAUAGUAUACUUAAAUAUGGCAAAUUUGAAAGAAUAUGCAUUAUGUUAGAUAGUAUUAUUAACGAAACAGAUCAGAGAAUCUCAAAAUUAAUUUCCAUCUGUUCAGAGAAGUUAAACAAAACAAACAAUUAAAAUAAAUAUCAAAUUAAACCUCAAGAAGAAGAAACCAUUUGGCAAAGAUUUCAGGAAAUACUUUGCAAAUUCUUAUUUUAAAAACACUAAUUUUCAUUAGAGGUUAAUUUAAAUAAUUGUGAACUAAAAAAUGUAUUUUACUGUAUCUAGACAGUUAUUACGUUAAUAUUAAAAAAUAAAUUUCAAAAAAUACA
Messenger RNA from Leptopilina heterotoma, 1645 nucleotides. RefSeq lists its product as uncharacterized. The coding region runs from base 207 to 1451 and encodes 414 amino acids. The record is from RefSeq and is a predicted model, not a curated record. The transcript has 2 exons. Lineage: Eukaryota; Metazoa; Arthropoda; Insecta; Hymenoptera; Figitidae.